UUGGCAGACCUGCCUGGUAAGCUGCCACAAAAAAAAUUGUUAAUUGAAGGAAAUGCGAAAAUGCCUCGGGAGAGAAAUAAGGUAAACACUUAGGGCAACGAACAGCAACGAAACGAGAUGGAGAAGCGGCAGAGAGAGCUGGAGGCCCUAGUCUCCACGCAGAAGGAGCAACUGGGACGAUACGAGAAGCGACUCAAAGACGUGGUCACUGCCUACAAGGGACUGCUGAAGGAGAAGGAGGCGCUGGAGACGAGCCUGGCGGCGCAUGCGGAAGCCACAGCCGUUGGGGAUUCCGGAUCUCCGGCCAGAGAAGUAGCAUCCCAGAACAGCAGCACAGAUAAUGCGGAUGGAGCGGAAGAGGGGGCAGCGGCCACAGCACCAGCUUCUGCUUCAGCCGAAGGGCAACUGCAAACGCAGAUAAUCACACUGAUGAACUCGCUGGCCACGCUGUCCGCGGAGAAGUCACGCAUGGAGGCGUCCUUUCAGGCGGACAAGAAGCAACUCCGCAGCCAAAUUGCCCAGAAGGAGCAAUCUAUCCAGGAGCUGCAUGCACGAGCCAAAGAGCAGGCAGCCCGUGCCAAGAGCGACGUUGACGAGGUCAAAGCCAAGUGGAUUGUGGAGCGACAGGAGCGCGAGAAGGAAACAAACAACCAGAUGCUUAUGAUUCGGGAGCUGCAGAAGCUCUAUGCCGACGAACGGCACCUCAAGGACAACAUUGAGAUGCAGCUAAACAAUUUUAAGACGCAGUUCGCCAGCAACGAGGCAGAGAACAGUCGGCUUCGCGAACUGCAAUCUCAACUAAAGGAAGCCCGCUCCCAGCUGAAACAGUUUCAGGCCAAAGCUGAGCAGUCGGCGGCCACUGCCGCCAAUGCGGAUAGCGCUGCUGUCCUCCAGCAGGUGCGCCAAGAGAUGCAACAGCUAAAGGAGCAGCAUUCUGUGGCCAUUCGCCAGGAGCAGAGACGUGUUCUGCGGGCGGAGGACCAGAGUCGCAGGCAGGCGGCACUGCACGAGGACCGGGUGGCCAGUUUGGAAGCUCGCCUAGCGGAGCUCAGCACCACCGUUGGCAGCUAUGACCGCCUGCGGCAGCAGGAUCAGGAGAGUAUUCAUGCUCUGAAGCAGCAGCUUCAGGAUCUGGAACAAGCGCAUGCUCGACCAAUAUCCAGUCUUAAAUCUGUCAACGACGAUGGGGAUGUGGCUACUCUUGUGGAUGAGAUGGUGCGCCUCAAAAAGCUCCUAACCAGUGCCAAUGCCCGCUCGGCCAAUCCCCUGGAUCUGGGGGAGAUCCUCUCCCUAAGCGGCAAGAACACAACGGCAGCCGAAAGCCACGUACAUUGCGAACAGCAGCUCCAGGGAGUUCAGCAAAUGCUAGAGGCCGCCAAACAGCAGCGGCAGCUGCUCGAACAAAAGGCACAGCUGCAGCAGUCGCACAUUCAAACGUUGCAGGAAAAGGUGCAAGUGCUUAACCGCAAUAUCGACGAGGCGGAAAUUGAGCUCAAACAGCAGGGCGAAAAGCUGCGCUUGGCGUUGAAGAGCGAGCGAACGAAGUGGCAGGAGGCGAAGGCCGAACUGGAGAACGAGACACGCUGCAAGCUCAACGAGCUGGAGCAGUUGCUCCAGAAGCAACGCCAACGAUCGCUGCAGCUGCUCGACGAGAAGGAGCAGGAGAUCAAGACGUUGCAGACCUCCUUCGAGGUCUUCCACUCGGCCACCGGUGUGGGGAGCUCGCUGGUCCCUCCCGCUCUCGAAGCCGCUGCCGAUAGCCUGGCCGGCUCAUCGGAUGCCGACAGUGUCGAGGUGGAGGGUGAGCAGCGCGAGCGGGAGAGAAAACUGAAGGUGCGCUCUAAGAAGAUGUCGCUGGGCGAAAACUGCCACAUGCUGCACUAUGCCAACGAGUUGGCCCGCAAGGACAUCGAGAUUACGACCCUUCGCAAGGCCAAAUACGCCGCUGAAUCCACUUUGAGGAAGGCCAUCCAAGACAAGGUCACGUCGCAGCAGGAGAUGCAUGAAAAGAUCGAAUGCCUCGAGGAGCAGGUGGACAGGCUCGAGCGCUGCAAAACGCGCGAGGGCGCCAACCUGGAGUACCUGAAGAAUGUGAUCAUAAGCUACAUCGUGACCCGGGACGCGGAUGGCAAGCGUCAUAUGUUGAACGCCAUCUCAGCGGUGCUCCAGUUCACCACCACCGAGAUGCAGGCGAUCAACGCAUCAUUCCAGAAGAAAUAGCAUUCGUAUUUUGUUUAACAAUCAUGUGCAACAUAUUUAUAAUCUUA
Messenger RNA from Drosophila kikkawai, 2267 nucleotides. RefSeq names its product GRIP and coiled-coil domain containing 88 kDa (gene GCC88). The record is from RefSeq and is a predicted model, not a curated record. Gene Ontology annotation, cellular component: Golgi apparatus. NCBI's taxonomy places the organism in Eukaryota, Metazoa, Arthropoda, Insecta, Diptera, Drosophilidae.